AUGACUACGCACAAAUACAUUACUUUACAGCCUACUGGUGAUAAGAUCCCUCUCGUAGGCUAUGGUACCGCAAGAAUUCCUGCCGCUGAAACCGAGGAAGUGAUCUAUAACGCCAUUAAAACUGGUAAUCGUUUGAUCGAUGGUGCUUUACUUUACGGCAAUGAACCCGAGGUUGGCAAAGCUGUGAGAAAGGCUAUUGCUGAUGGAAUCGUCAAGCGUGAAGAGCUCUUUAUCGUUGGAAAGCUUUGGAACCACUACCAUGAAAAGCAACACGUAAAGCCUGUCUUCCAAAAGACACUUGAUAACUAUGGCCUUGACUAUAUCGAUCUUUAUCUCAUUCACUUCCCUUUUGCCACAGAAUACGUCGAUCCCAAUGCAAGUAUCGACUUUUUGAGUUCUAAAAAGGAAUUCAAGAUCAUUAAGGCACCUUUACAAGACACAUGGCGUGAACUGGAAGACUUGGUGGAUGCUGGCAAGGUCCGCAACAUUGGCAUUUCCAACUUUAAUGUACAAUCUACUCUUGAUCUUCUCAGCUAUGCUCGUAUCCCUCCUAGUGUUCUCGAGAUUGAACAUCAUCCUUACCUGCAACAAAGACGUUUGGUCAACUGGGCUCAAUCUCAGGGCAUUCAAGUGAUUGCUUAUGCUUCAUUCGGUAAUGCCGUCUUUGACAAGCUCCCUCCAGGUACAGAGCAUUUGGAAAACUUGAUGAAGCAUCCUGUUAUUGUCAGUAUCGCAGAGAAGCAUAAGCGCGAUGUUGGACAAGUUCUGUUGGCAUGGGCUGUUCAUCAUAACGUGAUUGUCAUUCCCAAGACUGUUAAUGUGGAUCGCAUGAAGUCUAAUCUCAAUAUCGAUGGCAUCAAAUUGGAUGAUGAGGAUUUGCAAAAGAUUGCCAAGUUGGAGGCGAAUGCUCGCUUCAAUGACUUUUUCGACGGCACCUAUGGCUUUGAUUUCCCUCUUUUUGCUUAA
Mucor velutinosus is the source of this 966-nucleotide messenger RNA. RefSeq lists its product as uncharacterized. The coding region runs from base 1 to 966 and encodes 321 amino acids. Lineage: Eukaryota; Fungi; Mucoromycota; Mucoromycetes; Mucorales; Mucoraceae. Gene Ontology annotation, cellular component: cytosol. The transcript is spliced from 3 exons. The record is from RefSeq and is a predicted model, not a curated record. Gene Ontology annotation, molecular function: aldose reductase (NADPH) activity.